AUGGCGACUCAAAGAACUUCUGUCGCUCAAACGGUUGGCUGGCUAUAUCAUGAGUCUGGCAUUUCAGCCGUGUAUACCACUGGUAAAGAUGCAUGGCUUAUCAUCCUCUCACGAACAUGUCGUAUGUUCGCCUUCAAAGCCGUUACACUUACGAUAGCCCAAUUUUUCUCCGAAUUGGGUUUCUCCGAUUUUCGCAUUGGGUUGUUUAUGAGCUUGACACUCCUGGGUGAUGUCUUUCUUGGUUUGAUUGUCACUCUCAUGGCCGAUGGACUCGGCCGACGAAGAGUCCUUAUUGCAGGUGGAAUCUUGAUGGCCUGUUCGGGCUUGAUCUUUUCUUUCUUUGAGAACUUUUGGGUCCUUCUGCUAGCUGCUAUUGUCGGUGUCAUCAGUGCCAGCGGUAGUGACUUUGGCCCUUUCCGAGCUAUCGAAGAGUCCAUGCUGUCUCACAUCACAAACCCAAAGACUCGAGCAGAUGUUUUGGCUUGGUACAUUACUAGUUCCAGUCUCGGAGCGGCGUCGGGGACAGCAUUGGCAGGGCGAUUUGUCGAGAAGCUCGCAAACCGGGAGGGAUGGGAUCUCGUAGCAGCAUACCAUGCGACCUUUUGGGUUUAUGUAUUGAUGGGUGGGUUGAACGUCGUGUUCGCAUUGCUCGUUAGCAGCAAUACCGAAGCUGCCCAUCAUGAAGAUGCUUCAGAAGCGUCAGAUGAGCUAGCUGAAGGACUUCUUCGGGAUUCAUCUGAUGAGGACGAAGACGGAAGCAGGCGAACAUCUAUCGCCUCAAACACCCCGAAACCCACCAGUCGAUUUUCAGGCGUUUCCUCUGGUACCAGAUCCGUCAUGUAUCGUUUGUGGUUCUUGCUUACUGUUGAUUCCCUGGCCGACGGCAUGGUAUCAGAGUCUCUGACCACAUACUUCAUGGAUUCCAAGUUUUCGCUGUCCAAGGCUAGACUUGGAGACAUUUUUUCAACCGCACAGGUCUUGGCCACGGUUUCGACAGUCUUUGCGGGCCCCCUAGCUCGUCAUCUUGGUCUCGUCAACACCAUGGUCUUCACCCACCUACCAUCCUCGAUCUCCGUGCUGUUCUUCCCCUUCCCGAGCGGAAUUGUCAUCACGGUUAUACUCCUCUUCAUCCGCAUGGGUCUAAACAACAUGGACCAAGCACCGCGAGCAGCUUUCAUUGCUGCUGUGGUUAAGCCUGAAGAGCGAACUGCCGUGAUGGGCAUUACAUCGACACUCAGAACGUUGGCCAUGGCUACUGGUCCAUCGCUUACUGGAGGGCUUGCUGAGAGCGGGAAAUUCUGGAUUGCCUUUGUUGUGGGUGGUAUAUUGCGAAUCAUGUAUGACUUGGGGCUGUGGUUCAUGUUCAUUAAUAUGAAACUGCAUACACACGAAGUUCAGCAAGAUGAACCUGCGUCGAGAGGACAGUCGAUUGGCGAAGAAGAUGUAGAGAUGUUGCGGGGGUCUGGUGAGAGAAGACGAUCUGAGGAUGAUUGA
This is a messenger RNA of Fusarium venenatum, 1494 nucleotides long. Its product is annotated as major facilitator superfamily domain-containing protein. The record is from RefSeq and is a predicted model, not a curated record. Gene Ontology annotation, molecular function: transmembrane transporter activity. NCBI's taxonomy places the organism in Eukaryota, Fungi, Ascomycota, Sordariomycetes, Hypocreales, Nectriaceae. Gene Ontology annotation, cellular component: fungal-type vacuole membrane. Gene Ontology annotation, biological process: transmembrane transport.